Molecule: messenger RNA, 1926 nt
Organism: Acanthopagrus latus (yellowfin seabream)
Lineage: Eukaryota; Metazoa; Chordata; Actinopteri; Spariformes; Sparidae
Product: sodium- and chloride-dependent GABA transporter 2-like
Exons: 15
Coding region: 13-1800 (595 amino acids)
Biological process (GO): sodium ion transmembrane transport
Cellular component (GO): membrane
Source: RefSeq, a predicted model, not a curated record
GCAGACCUCCCAAUGGAGCCGGCAAGUAAUCCAGAGAAGAAUGAUGACAACAAUCACAAUGAUGCUCCAGCAAAGUGUAAUAAAAGAGGCCAGUGGGCCAACAAGAGGGAGUUCAUUUUGGCAAUAAUUGGAGAAAUUAUUGGUCUGGGCAAUGUUUGGAGAUUUCCGUAUCUGUGCUUCAAAAAUGGAGGAGGAGUUUUCUUGAUCCCCUAUGUUUUGAUCCUGCUCACCUGUGGAAUCCCCCUCUUCUUUCUGGAGGUAUCAGUGGGACAGUUAACUGGUCAGGGUGGGAUCACGUGUUGGAAGAGAAUAUGUCCUUUAUUUCAAGGUUUGGGCUACAAUAUGCUGAUAUCACUUUACAUGGUGAUGUAUUAUAUUGUCAUUCUGGCCUGGACCUUCCUCUACCUCUUCUCCUCCUUCCACACUGUGCUGCCCUGGGCCAGCUGCAACAACACCUGGAACACAGAGAACUGCAUCCAUAACCGUCAGAAUGAUUCAUUUUAUGGCCAAAUAAAUGAAAAUGCAACAUCUUCAGCAAAAGAGUUCUGGCAGAGGAGAGUCCUGGGAUUGUCUGGAGGAAUUGGGGAGAUGGGAAGUAUCCGCUGGGACCUGGCUGGAUGUCUUCUGCUCAGCUGGAUCAUUUGUUACUUCUGUGUCUGGAAAGGAGUCAAGUCAUCAGGAAAGGUUGUCUACUUCACCGCCACCUUUCCUUACGUGAUGUUGAUCGUAUUGCUGAUCCGUGGUCUGACACUGCCAGGAGCUGCCGAUGGAAUACGAUUUUACCUGUCCCCUGAUUUGACCCGUCUGACUGAUCCUCAGGUCUGGAUGGACGCUGGGAGCCAAAUAUUGUUCUCUCUAAUCGUCUGCCAAGGCUCCUUGCCAGCUUUGGGAAGCUACAACAAACACAACAACAACUGUUACAAAGACACUUUUGCCUUGUGCAUACUCAACAGUGUAACCAGCAUUGUUGCUGGAUUUGCAGUCUUCUCUGUCCUUGGCUUCAUGUCGUAUGAGUUAGGUAUCGACAUCUCAAUGGUGGCUGAAUCAGGUCCAGGUCUGGCAUUCAUUGCCUACCCUCGUGCAGUGGCCAUGAUGCCUUUACCUCAACUCUGGGCUGCAUUCUUCUUCAUGAUGAUAAUCUUCCUUGGAAUGGACAGUGAGUUUGUGUGUCUGGAAAGUUUGGUGACGUCCAUAUCAGACCUGUAUCCAUCCUUCUUUCUCACUGGUCAUCGACGUAAACUUCUUCUGCUCUGCAUCUGCGUUGUGUCCUUUUGUAUUGGCCUGAUUAUGGUAACUGAGGGAGGACUUUAUGUAUUUCUGCUGUUUGACUACUACGCCUGCAGUGGAAUGCCUAUUAUGCUUUUUGGCAUUUUGGAGUCCAUUUGUGUGGGAUGGAUAUUUGGUGCUGAUCAUUAUUACAAGAAAAUAAAAGAAAUGAUUGGCUACUACCCCUCGCCUUAUAUGAAAUAUUGCUGGAAGUUCUUCACACCAUUGGCCUGUGCAGGAACACUUCUUUCCUCUCUGAUCAAGUUCACCCCUCUGAAAUACAACAACACCUACCAGUACCCCUGGUGGGGCCACGCCAUUGGAAUAUUUUUUGUUCUCUCUUCAGUACUCCCGGCUCCUCUGAUGCUUCUCUAUUGUAUGGCAGUAACCGCAGGAACAAUGACACAGAGACUGAAAGCUUUAUGCACUCCAGCAGCCAACUUGUGUGAUACACCACCAAAGAAGACUCUUGACCCUGAAACACCUCCAUCAGAUUCAGAGCUGUGUGCUUUAUCCGAAACACCUAAAAACUGACACUUCUGAAGGCAAAGACCUCACCAAUGCAGUGCUCACCUGUAUUCAGAAAAUUGUCACAACAUUGUCCGAAAUUAUGUAACUUUGUUUCUGCAUUGUGUAUGCCAUUCAUGUGAAUGCCUCUCG